AUGAAGGAAGCCAUCAUUCGUGCCGGCCCCAAGGUCGAGAUCGUUGACUCGCCCAUUCCCAAGGCCCAGAAGGGUCAAGUUGUCAUCAAGAAUGUCUACUCUGGUAGCAACCCCAAGGAUUGGAAGUACCCCGAUAUGAAGAAGGAAGGAGAAAUGAACCAAGGCGAUGAUGUCUGUGGUACCAUCCACGAAGUCGGUGAAGGAGUUUCAGAGUUCAAGAAGGGCGACCGCGUCCUUGCUUUCCACCAAAUGCUCGCUCCCGGCGGCUCCUACGCCGAGUACUGUGUUGCUUGGGCUCACACCACCGCAUACCUCCCUGAGAACGUCUCUUUCCAGGAGGGUGCUGCUAUCCCCCUUGCUGCACUCACCUCUGCUGUCGGUCUCUACGAUCGCCUGAAGCUGCCCCAGCCUUGGACCCCUCGCAAGGAUGAUGAGAAGCCUAUUCCUCUGGUCAUCUACGGAGCUUCGUCCUCGAUCGGUUACUACGCCACCCAGCUUGCCGUUCGUUCCAACAUCCACCCUAUCAUUGGUGUCGCUGGUCGCGCCAAGUCACAUGUAGAGAAGAUCCUUGACCCCAGCAAGGGCGACGUUAUCGUCGACUACCGUGAUGGCGAUGAGGCUGUGCAGAAGGGCAUCAAGGACGCACUCAAGGGCGCUCAGCUUCACCACUGCUUCGAUGGUGUCUCUGAGAAGGGCUCAUACCAGAAUGUCUCCGCUGCCAUGUCGGAGGGCGGCCACAUCACCCUCGUCCUGCCUGGCAAGGACUUCUCUGACUGCCCCCAGCACGUCAAGCAGUCCAUCACCAUGGUCGGAGACGUUCACAACAACCUCAAGGACUUUGGCUCAGUCUUCUUCCGUUACUUCGCAAAGGGUCUCGAGGAGGGUUGGUUCAAGCCUCAGCCCCAGGAGGUUAUCCCUGGCGGUCUUACCGGUGUCGAGCAAGGUCUUGCUAACCUGAAGUCUGGUAAGGCUUCAGCUGUGAAGUAUGUUUUCAAGAUUGCCGACACUCCUGGUGCUGGUCAGUCGUAA
This is a messenger RNA of Aureobasidium melanogenum CBS 110374, 1029 nucleotides long. RefSeq names its product GroES-like protein. The record is from RefSeq and is a predicted model, not a curated record. Bases 1 to 1029 code for a protein of 342 amino acids. NCBI's taxonomy places the organism in Eukaryota, Fungi, Ascomycota, Dothideomycetes, Dothideales, Saccotheciaceae. Gene Ontology annotation, molecular function: oxidoreductase activity, acting on NAD(P)H. The transcript has 2 exons.